GCUGUUUUCCUACGUGUCCCCGGAGCUGCUGGCCCGUCCCACCUUCUCCCGGCUCCUGGCGCUCCUGGAUAAUUACGAGCCGCGCACGGGGCGGGACGAGACGGAGACGGCAGAGGAGCAGCGGGAGCAGCAGGAAUUCCUGGACGCCGCCCUGGACACUCCGGUCCUGGCGCUGCUGGAGCGCUUCGUCCUCAGCAAGGGUGGGGCUGCGUUGUCCUUAUGGUGUCCCCACGGUGUCUUCAGUGUCCCCAUGGUGUCCUUAUGGUGCCCCCAUGGUGUCCCCAGUGUCCCCAUGGUGUCCUUAUGGUAUCCCCACGGUGUCUCCACGAUGUCUCCAUGGUGUCCCCCCGGUGUCCCCACAGUGUCCCCACGGUGUCCUUAUGGUGUCCCCCCAGGCUGUACCUCAUGUCCCCACGAUGUCCCCAUGGUGUCCCCAGGGCUGUACCCCUCGGCUGAGGCAUUCCGGGCCGAUCUCCACUCCAUGUGGUUUGGGCUCUACUCGCGCUCCAGUGGGAAAGCGCUGGAUUCCUCCGGCUUCGAGCAUGUGUUCCAUGGUGAGGGGACAUGAGGGACAUGUGGGGGACAUGACAUGGGAGGGUCACUGUGGGGAUGGGGAGAGAACAGGGAGAGGGGUUGAACAGGAGGACACCAAGGGGAUGGGGGGGACACUGGGGAUGAAGCUGGGGAGGCCUGGGGGGGCCAAUGCCGGGGCUCAGGGGUCAUGGUGGGGGUCCAUGGUGAGGUGUCAGUGGUGGGGGGUCCAUGGUGGGGUGUCAGUGGUGAGGGGUCCAUGGUGG
Messenger RNA from Cyanistes caeruleus (blue tit), 797 nucleotides. The record is from RefSeq and is a predicted model, not a curated record. NCBI's taxonomy places the organism in Eukaryota, Metazoa, Chordata, Aves, Passeriformes, Paridae.